AAUAAAAAUAAAUUCAAGCCGGCUGAACAACAAAGCGACUUUUUGCAGGAUUGCCAUGAAUUAGGUACUGCACAAUGGAUAUAAUAUUUUCUCAGGAUGUGCACGAUGCGCAGAAGUUCCUGGAUUGCGCGGAGAAGCUGGAGUACGACGAGUUCUCGGCGAAAAUGUUUGUAUUCAGCAAUGGACACUGCGAUGUGGAUGUGUUUGAGCUGAUGGGCAAUGACCGGUUGUCGCAGUUAAUCUACGGAUGGGAGGUGUGCCACCUGCCCACCAGGGAUUCCGAGUCCUUAAAGGACCCAGCACUGCAUCACAUUGUCCGGGUUUUGGCCCAUCACUCGCUGCAGAUGUGGUUUAGCCAGGAGUGGAGGUCCUGCUCUGAAGGUCUCAAGCACCUAUUGCUCUACAGCCUCACCAAGGCGGUGCCGGCGUUCUACCAGAUUGGUGACUUGGCCAAUAUCAACUGGUCGUACGUUCUGCAGUUCCAGACGAAGCCCUGGAGCCUCUCCUACCUGCAGCAGCUAUUCCUUAACCUUAAGGUGAACAAACAUCACGCCAUCGAGCACACGGUUACUGCGGCAUCAGGAGAAGACAUAGCUUUCCUGAUGCAGGAAGGCUUAUCCCUGGCCCUGCUGCGGCUUAUACAGCUCUUCAACGCCGGCAACUUUGAGGCCGUGAAACAGCUGGCGCUUCGGAUGCUGGCGGCUUGGCUGAAAGCCCACGAAAAUGCCCCAUUUGUGUCCUUUGAAGGGGAUAAAAACUCAAUUACACUAAUCGGUCAUCUAUAUCUCUUGACUGUAUUUGUAAGAGAUGAAAAUCGGGGCUAUGUAAUAGAUAAUUUGAUGUACAACAUACGGUUUUAUGCCCAGACGAUGCAGGAAGCUUCGAUCUUACAUGACAUUAACUUUACGCCAGCCCGACUUAUUGCCCAAGUUUGUGUGCGUCUUCGACUAGGAAAGAAUGGGUUCUUUGAGCAAAUUGGGUUUAGAAAAUUCAAGCUCAGUCUGGUCACUUCUUUUGCCGUCAUGCUGGAGGUCUACUCCAGCUAUGUGCUGGGGAAUCUCUUGAUGGAGCUUCAGGCACUCAACGAAAACGAUUUUCUGGAGCACCUGCCACAGUUCAAAGAGCUAAUGCAUCGCUAUGUAGAGGAGCGGGAGAGCAGCGAGCGCUUCCUUCUAGAGGAGCUGAAGAAGAUGGAUAACCAGCGAAACAGCCACUUUCAACCACAUGUAGUAGACCUUAAUCUCAACUACCAGCAGCAGAUAUGCAAGGGAAACCGAGCCAGCAAUAUAGGCAACUACAAAAACUGUGAUGACGACGAAAAGGUUCCACCUGAAGUGGACGAGGAACAAGAUAGGCAGAUUGAUCCGGUAUUUCAGAAUGUACCAAACAACGAGGAAGUUUUGAGCUUUGUGUACAAACUGCUGGCAGAGCGGAAUUUUUCAGGCUGGAAGUUCGCUAAGAUUGCCCUACUGCUGAAGAUCAUCGGGCAACAGUUGAAUGCAAUCGAAAUAUGGAAAUAUCAUCCUGGACUAACCGUUGAUUUUAUGCUUAACUUGGAGCAAAAGAUGUCUGCAAACUAUGCUGACCUGGCAAAAGUGUUUUCUGAUCAUGGAUUCAUGGAGGCAGAAUUCUGGCUGACUGCUUUCUACCUCCACCCCACAUCAUCCAAUUAUAACGAAGUGAGGCGCUGUUCGCGGAUCAAGAAAAAGCGACAGGAAGAGGACUGGCUUCCUGCAACAACACCUCACAACGUCAAGUACGAACUGCUGAGCUCCACCAUCGAUGUGGACGAGAUUGUGACCAUAACGAACCAUAACGCUCCAGUGGCCGACUACGAUCCUAUAUACAAGUCACUGCAGGCGUUGAGGCUUCCUCGCAGCAUGAUCAAGGACCUACUGACCGUGAUCUUUCAACCACGGAACAAACGAUACUCAUGGGCCCUCGAUUGGCACACGCUACACGAGCGUUGUCAUGCCCUACUCAAAAGCCAGGACCUGAAGAGAAAAUUUGUUUCUCUCAACAUGGCCGAGGCAGGCGACGACUUGAAGUAUCUCCAGAUCGACUAUGCCAAGUACAGGGAUCGACCACAGUUGGACUACGGAACCAUAGAAGAGGGCUACGAGAAUGCGGCAAAUCUCCCGGAGAUUGAGGAAGAAGCUGAACCCACGGCAGAAGUGGACGAUGAAGCUGAGAAAGCCAAGGAGCAGAAAAAGCGGCGACCUGCAAAACGCAAAUUUUGGGAUGAAGUGUUUUCGGAAGACGAGGAGGAGGCUGCCUCAAGCGAUUCGGAGCCCUACUACACGGGAAAUGGCCGCCGGACUCGGAUUAGAGCCGCAGCCAUGGUAGCCAAUGCCAUGUUGUCUGACAUGGAUCGAAGUGUGCGCGGUGGGCGACGAUCGAGCUCUCCAGAGACAUCGGAACACAAAUUUGAUACACAUCCCGUCCUCGAGGAGCAGCCCGAAAUCGCAGUCGAGCCUCCAAAGCAACUGUGUCAACAAGAAACCUCAGCCAGUGGCGAAAAGCGUACGAUUGGCGAUCUGAUGGAGGCACGAACCAAGUUUAGCAACGAAACCGGCGGUUUUAAGGCGUUCUCCGACAUAUGGAGUUUUGAGAAGGAAGAGCUGCAGAAUGUGGUCUGCGAGAGCCACAACCUGAUGGAGUGCAGCUCGGUCCUAAGCAAAUUCAAAAACUGGAAGACCCUCAAAAUGGCGACAGCAGCAAAGGCACCCAUGCAGCCAUGUCCACAGCCCGUGGGAAAAAUCGUUCGCUCCGGAUCGGAAACUGAAAGCGUGAACUCCGAAACUUCCACGAUGGCUACGCACGACUUCAACGAGGAGGAGGUCAGUGAAGGUUCCCCCGGUGUAAGUAAAGACCUAGCACACUCGCCGCUCAAAAAGUCUGAUUUUACCACGGACCCAGAAGUGUUGCAGCCCACAGGUGAAAUUAGGACGCAUAUGAUCCAUGAGGCCCUAGAAACUACAACGGUGUCAAAGAAGGCGACCAAGGAGCCCGUAAGAACUGGACAACAGACACAGGAGCCUCUAGGCACUGGACGGCCAGAAGAAGGGAACUUGGGAUCUGAAUACCCAUCCAGAAAGGCCAAAAAAGCAAGCCAUAUACAAGCUGUCUUGAACAAUAGGGAGCUUAAACAGGUCCCACCAACUAGACUCUUCAAAGAAGAGGGACUGGCAACCAGACAGGUGGCCGAAAAGUCAAGAGAAACUGGACAACCUAAAAACUCUUUAGAAGACGGAAAUCUGGAAAGGGAUCUGCCGAAUACUAGAAAACAAAAUGACAAGCUUAUCAACAUGGAGCGCUUAGGAAGUGCUCAGCUACCUAAUGAAAUGGCAGCGCCAACAGAAACCGGGACGGAAAGCGACACCGCGGAGGAGACACUUCUGUGGAAUGGCGGUGAUGAGAACUCGAGAAAUAAGCGCUUAAGACUUGACACAGUGAACGAUGAACCCAAUUCCAGAUCUUCUGCAAACGAUACCAUGGAAAUGGAGAGAAAUCGUCUCAUCAACGAGUGCCUGACGCGUUCUGUUCAAGUGAGCUUAACCAGGCUGACACCACAGGACAUAGAAAAACUCAGAGGACUAAGAGUUCGUGUUAAGCGAACCAACUUGGAAAAUUUCUAUCACGACCAGACGCGUCGCAGUAAAAGAAGACUCGCAGCGAAUCUGAACAGCCAGAGUCGCUCCCACACCGAAGACAGCAAUGCAUCCUCAAACAGCUACGACGACCGUAAAUAUGGUAGACGCCGCUUCAAGAAGUUUGUGCACAUCACAUCGGACUCGCCAGCUCCUUCGGAAUCGUCCACUCCAUCGCCUCGCAUGAUAGUCAAGCCGGUCUUCAAGCACAUAACUUCCGAUUCCUCAACAGAUCUCGAGGAGGUGCCCCGGUCUGCUUCUGCGAUUAGAAGACGAGGACACGUUCGAGGACGGAGCGGGCCAAAGUGUAAGACGCAGCCAACUUUGCGACUAACGCCAUCCUUUCAGCCGGAUGUGAUCGAGCUGUCCUCGGACUCCCUUUCCUCCAACUCACCAAUUCCAGCAGCUAACCACCGGAUGAAUCACUUUACUCAUGCCAUGGAAAUGGAUCCGCUUUACGAGGAGGCCAUCAUACCAUUCUAACACGCUGUUGACAAGUCGAGCCUGCUUUCGAGCCGCAGGCGAUGUUCUACGUGCCCGGAACGAAUGCCGGCGAAGGGAUGUUCGGAGGUUGCGCCGUGCAGGACGGUGGAAAAGCAGAGGGUGCAAGGAAGAUGGAGAGUAGCUGGGAAAAUCGAAUUUGCCUCGCUUGUUAGAAUGCAAUUAGCCUGAGGCACAUUCGGUAUUUGCUUUGGCUAGCAAAACGCCAAGAUUUUUAUGAAAUUAUUUACGUGUACAUCUGUUUGACCAAGUUUCCGGCUCCGGCUUUGUAUUUCGGUUUUUAUUUGGACUGUGUCGACGGCCGAAGGCCUUAAAAAAGAACUCUCAUCGAGUCCUGGCCGACUCUCAAUGGGAAAAGCAAACGCAUCCGCUCUUCAAUUAACUGCCUAAUUGAUGUGCAUUGUGGUUCUAAAGAACCAAAUUAGCUACACGCGGCGGAGUAGCUCUAUGACAAGUAUGACGACGCCAUCGACACGUGUCUGCUGGUGUGAAAUUUAGUGGCAAUAUAUAUAUGUAUAUGAAUCAGUAAGUGGUUUGAAGUGGAAAAGCCGGGCAAAGAUAUUAUUCUCGUGUAGGAGAAGUUCUUAGUAGUAUUUAGCUCUUAAUAAGUAUAUUAAUACAAAAUAGCAUUAAUACUGUUUGAAACUUUAAUAUAAAAUUAUAUAUAACUACGAAAACACGUAUUGUUUCCUGAUCUUUCAAGCAAAGUUAAUAUAAAAUAAAUAAUAUUAUAAGUAUGCCUCUUAGUAUUCGCUUAUUAACUUGGGAUUGAAAUCUAUAA
Molecule: messenger RNA, 4932 nt
Organism: Drosophila santomea
Lineage: Eukaryota; Metazoa; Arthropoda; Insecta; Diptera; Drosophilidae
Exons: 6
Coding region: 75-4133 (1352 amino acids)
Source: RefSeq, a predicted model, not a curated record